GAAUGUGUACAAAGAUCUCCGUCAGAUUGAGCUGGCCUGCGACUCCCAAGAAGACGUGGACAGCUGGAAAGCCUCCUUCCUCCGAGCGGGAGUUUACCCGGAGAAAGACCAAACUGAGAACGAGGACAGCGCCCAGGAGAACACCUUCUCCAUGGACCCUCAGCUGGAGCGCCAGGUGGAAACCAUCCGCAACCUUGUCGACUCCUACGUCAGCAUCAUCAACAAGUCCAUCCGGGACCUCAUGCCAAAGACGAUAAUGCACCUCAUGAUAAACAAUACCAAGGAUUUCAUCCACUCGGAGCUGUUGGCCUACCUGUACUCCUCCGCCGACCAGAACAGCCUGAUGGAGGAGUCGGCCGACCAGGCGCAGAGGAGGGACGACAUGCUGCGCAUGUACCACGCCCUGAAAGAGGCCUUGAACAUCAUCGGCGAU
This is a messenger RNA of Pelecanus crispus (Dalmatian pelican), 433 nucleotides long. Lineage: Eukaryota; Metazoa; Chordata; Aves; Pelecaniformes; Pelecanidae. The record is from RefSeq and is a predicted model, not a curated record.